This is a messenger RNA of Dama dama (fallow deer), 1085 nucleotides long. RefSeq lists its product as uncharacterized. The transcript has 4 exons. Lineage: Eukaryota; Metazoa; Chordata; Mammalia; Artiodactyla; Cervidae. The coding region runs from base 9 to 614 and encodes 201 amino acids. The record is from RefSeq and is a predicted model, not a curated record.
GCGACCCCAUGGACCACAGUCUACUAGGCUCCUCCAUCCAUGGGAUUUUCCAGAUGUGUGUCUACCUUUAUUCAAAUCUCUUAAUUUACCUCACCUGUAUCCAGAGAUGGAGGGCUUCUGCAGAGGGCAAGAGGCACUUCAGCAACAUUGUGGGGUCACACUGCCUGCCACAUCCUCCCAGAACCCUGAGCCCCACAACAAUCCAGGCUUGGGACCCAAGCCUGCCCAGUCUCCAGAGAUGUGACACCAGCCAAGAUGGUGGGAAGUAUGAAUUACUCUGCAAGCAUGGGAGUAACAGAAGGAAGAGCCCCAGUCCACAGAGGAAUGCAAGAAUGAUAUCAAUCAGCCAGGAAGUCGAGCUGGAUCUCAGCAAGAGGAUGAACAAUCAAUACAUUCGUCGGGAAGUCUUCUGCUGUGAAACCUGUCAUGAGCUCAAAAGCUUCUGGGAGAAGGAAAUUAGCAAACAGACCUGUUACCGGGAACUGGAGGAAGAUCGUCAGGGAAGGAGUGCCCUGAGAAAGCUCAGAGAAGAAUGGAAGCAGAGACUGGAGAAGAGGCUGAGGAUGUUGGACAAUCCUGAUGGAAAGGAAAAGCAGGAAAACACUGUGGGCUGAGAGCUUCCGGCUUCAUCCACUUCAAAGAUAAUAAACCACCAAGGGCACUUUUCUAGGAGAAAAACUAACACCCAAGUUAUGUUGACUUACUCAGCAGGACACUCUUUAUUUGCUCUCCCAUUUGUGAAGGGAUUUACAUGUGAAACCUCCCCUAGUGCUAAUGGGACUCUUUAUCCAUCUCAAUCCUCCCUGUCACAGAGGACAGGAUGACCGCCAAUGGGAUAUGAAGCUUGGGGUAUCUAAUAUAAAAAUCUCUUGGAAUUAGCACUUCCAAGUUUCAAAGAUCCACGUAAUGUACUUUAUUUCCACAUUUUCUUCUCAUUUUGAAAUCUGAAUAUUUUAUUCAAGCUUACCAGGGGCAAAUACUGUUUGGGAACCUGGCUUCCCUAAGUAUUCUGGAAAAACAGAGUCAUACAAUCUUUUUUCCUGUCCCCACCCCCCCCCCCUUUUUAAAUGAAGACAGAAAUGCUA